This is a messenger RNA of Rhipicephalus sanguineus (brown dog tick), 494 nucleotides long. RefSeq names its product boophilin-H2-like. NCBI's taxonomy places the organism in Eukaryota, Metazoa, Arthropoda, Arachnida, Ixodida, Ixodidae. The record is from RefSeq and is a predicted model, not a curated record. The transcript is spliced from 3 exons. The coding region runs from base 24 to 437 and encodes 137 amino acids. Gene Ontology annotation, molecular function: serine-type endopeptidase inhibitor activity.
ACUUCUAGCUGAUCUCUCCCAUCAUGAAAGCCUGCGUACUUCUGGCGCUCCUCGGCACUGCCUACGCGGCAGCGACUUUGAGUCCCCUGUGUGAAUUGGAGCUGGACAAAGGCGAAUGCGGGCGUAGCCAGCAGAAGUGGGGGUUCAACAACUCCACUGGCAAAUGCGAGCUGUUCUCCUACAGUGGCUGUGGCGGCAAUGACAACAGAUUUGAUGAGAAGUACGCUUGCGAGCGCGCAUGCAUUGAUGCACAAGCGGGGAUGCACAGCGUCUGUUUUCGGCCUCCUCAGCGUGGUCCAUGCGUGGGGAGUUUUCAGCGAUACUACUAUGACAACAGCACGCAGUCUUGUCACCCCUUUGUCUACGGAGGCUGCCAAAGCAACGGCAACAACUUCGAAUCAUACGUUUCUUGCAUGAAAGUUUGCAAACUUCCUUAACUCGUGCAGUCAUUGAUGUAGUUUUUGUAGGCAUGAUGCACAAGUCGUACGGAGACC